AUGUUACCUGAAGGUUGUGUCUCUCUAAUUCUCUCCUUCACAUCUCCGCUUGACGCUUGCAGAUCAUCGCUGGUAUCAUCCACCUUUCAAUCAGCUAUGGAGUCUGAUGCUGUGUGGGAAAGAUUUCUGCCAUCAGAUUAUCGUGACAUUCUCUCAAGAGCUGUCACUCCGUUGAAGUUCUCUUCAAAGAAAGAGCUUUUUUUUCAUCUAUGCAACCCAAUUCUCAUGGAUGCUGGGAAAAAGAGCUUCAAGUUAGAGAAAUCGUCUGGCAAAAUAUCCUAUACAUUGUCUGCACGAGAACUUUCAAUCAUGUGGAGUGAUGUUCCAACUUACUGGAGCUGGAUGCCAACAAUUGAAUCAAGAUUUUUAGAGGUGACUGUACUCAGAACAACCUGGUGGCUAGAAAUACAAGGAAAAAUCAGAACUCAAAUGCUAUCACCAAACACAAAAUAUGGGGCUUAUCUUAUAAUGAAGAUCUCUGACCGUGCCUAUGGGCUAGAUUCAAUACCCUCAGAAAUAUCAGUAGAAGUGGGGAAUCAAGUAUCAUCCAACAUAGCUUAUCUACAUGGCCAGCAUAGCAAGAAACAACCAACAAUGUGUCUAGAUAACACGAAUCACACACAAAUGGUGGAAACAAGGCUGAAAGAUAAGCAUUUUACAAUGCCAAGAAAAAGAGAAGAUUCAUGGAGUGAAAUUGAAUUGGGAGAAUUUUUUAGUGGUGACAGUGAUGAGGAGGUGAAGAUGACAUUGAUGGAGGUGAAAGGAUGUCAACUAAAAGGAGGGCUAGUAAUUAAUGCCAUUGAAGUAAGACCCAAAUAAUAAUGAAAACAAAAAUGACAAUUUUGUGUGUGUUUGACAA
This is a messenger RNA of Hevea brasiliensis (rubber tree), 859 nucleotides long. Its product is annotated as F-box protein PP2-B15. Lineage: Eukaryota; Viridiplantae; Streptophyta; Magnoliopsida; Malpighiales; Euphorbiaceae. The record is from RefSeq and is a predicted model, not a curated record. Gene Ontology annotation, molecular function: protein binding. The transcript has 3 exons. Bases 1 to 819 code for a protein of 272 amino acids.